Messenger RNA from Canis lupus familiaris (dog), 1979 nucleotides. It is a transcript of the gene SLC2A4RG, whose product is annotated as SLC2A4 regulator. Gene Ontology annotation, molecular function: RNA polymerase II cis-regulatory region sequence-specific DNA binding; DNA-binding transcription factor activity. Lineage: Eukaryota; Metazoa; Chordata; Mammalia; Carnivora; Canidae. The record is from RefSeq and is a predicted model, not a curated record. Gene Ontology annotation, cellular component: nucleus. The transcript is spliced from 8 exons. Bases 1 to 1098 code for a protein of 365 amino acids. Gene Ontology annotation, biological process: regulation of transcription by RNA polymerase II.
AUGGAGGCCCAGCGCCCUCCGCCGCCCGCCCCGGGCCGCUGCCCCCCGCCCCGCGCCGCCGGCCGGGACCCCGCGGCCGCGCCCGUCUCGGUGCUCGCGCCGCCGCAGGGCGCUGCCGUGGGCGGCGGCUUCGCGGGCCCGGAGUUCGCGCCGCCGCGGGAGCCGGAGCCGCGGGCCGCCCACCUCGGGGCCCCGGGGGCGCGGGCGGGGGCGGCGGGGGGGCCCCGGACGCCGUCGGCGCACGUCCCGGUGCCCGCGCAGAGAGCCCCCCCAGGGAAGUCCCGGCUGGAUGAGGUCAUGGCUGCGGCCGCACUCACGAGUCUGUCAACCAGUCCCCUCCUGCUGGGGGCCCCAGCUGCAGCCUGCAGCCCAGAGCCUGGCCUGGAGCCCUGGAAGGAGACCCUGGCGCGGCCACUGGGCAGCUGCAGCAGCAGCAGCGGAGACUGGGGCUGGGACCUGGCCAGUGACCAGUCCUCUCCAUCCACCCCGUCACCCCCACUGCCCUCCGAGACAGCCCAUUUCCUGUUUGGGGAACCUGCCCCAAGGAAGAGGAAGAGCUCAGUGCAGGUCCUGUUCCAGUGUCUAUGGAAGCGGUGUGGGAAGGUGCUGAGCACGGCCUCCGGGAUGCAGAGACACAUCCGCCUGGUGCACCUGGGGCGGCAGGCAGAGCCGGAGCAGAGCGACGGUGAGGAGGACUUCUACUACACAGAGCUGGACGUUGGCGUGGACGUGCUGGCAGACGGGCUGUCCGGCCUGUCCCCCGUGUGCCCCACGGCCCCCGCGCCGCCCGCCUUCCCCCGCCUGGAGCUGCCCGAGCCACCCAGCCUGUCCAGCCUGCUGCGCCCGCUGGCCCUGCCCCGGGUCCCGCUGCUGAGCUCGGCGGCACCCCGAGAGGGCUGCCUGGCCCCCCUCCACCUGGAGCCGCAGCCCGCCGCCCUCAGGACCUGCGUGCCGACCCUGCCCUCCAAGCUUGGCGCCAGCCCGAGGAAGCCCCGAGGUGAUGCCAAGAAGUGCCGCAAGGUGUACGGCAUGGAGCACCGGGACCUGUGGUGUACGGCCUGCCGCUGGAAAAAGGCCUGCCAGCGCUUCCUGGACUGAGCGCCGCCCCGGCCGCCGGCCGCCAGGACUGGGAGGAAUAAGCUACCCCCCCCCGCCCCCGCCUCCCCCGCGGCAGGGUCUCUGGAAGCCGCUGGCCCCCCCAGGGGGUGGGGGCGUCCCACCACUCAAAGUGCCUCUGAAGAAACCAGCCUUUUGCACUAAAGCCAAACCUCAGGGCUGUCCCCUUGGCCCGAGGCCCCCAGGGUGGCCCUGUCAGGGUGCGGAUGGGAUGGGCCGCACGGGGCCAGUGUGUGAUGCACUUUGAGGGGCGACAGGGAGGGGCCUCCCCUGCCCGCACUUAACCUGCCGGUUCCAGGGCUCCGGGGGCUGACAUUUGUAUCGCGAAGCUCAGGUGUCUCGGGUCUGGGCCGCGCCAGGCAAGGAGAAAAAUUAAAGAUGUGGGGUUUUUCCAGAAGCCGUGUCUGCCUCCUGGGGGGAGGGACGCGGGACUGAGACCCUGGCACAGGCGGGCGUGCUGGGGAUGGGGAGGCCGGGCCGCGGGCCGCAGAGCUCCGUCCCUGACGCCGCGGGAGGGGACGCUGUGAAACACGAGGCGUCGGCUUGAGCAGCAAUUUCCCAGUUUAUUGAAAGUGGAAGCUUUGCAAGAAUGUCUAGGCUAACCCGUCACAGGAAGGAGACGCCCCAGGCAGGCCCAGAGCUCACCCCGCAGGCGGCAGGUGCGAGACCAGCAGAGGAUAUCGUCCACCUGCCCUGUGGCUACAGACGGCGACAGCUGUGAUUUCCUGCCAACCGCUCACCAAAGUCUUCUCCCAAAUAUUCCGCACAUCUCCGAUACAAACACAGGUUUAUGAUCGUUAAUAUAAAGUUGAUAUAAUAUAGAUUAUCCCCAAGGAAAAAAAGAAAACAAUUUUCAAACACUG